AUGGUUUAUCGCUCAGGGCAAUUGGUCCGGUCAGCCGCCCGGACCGGUGUCGUCUUCGUCCCUCGCCGAACUCUGACCUCAACCCCCAUCCGUUGCGCCGCGAACAAUGGCGAAAAGAAGACCGGCCUGCUCGCUUCUUUUAAAAAUUUGUUCAUUGGUGACUCCGCCAAGGGUUCCAAGGUCACCCACCGACCUUCCGCUCCUCAAAAGGAGGAGGGUGGUCUUGGAGGAAACUCCAUUUUCGGAUCCGACUUGACUGCGCCAUCAUCCGGUCCCACGCCAUCACGAGCGAAGCAGGAAAAACAGACAGAAACCGAGGAAUCUCCCAGAUUGGAAAAGCGUGAUGCUACUCGUCUUCGGGCCGCACUACACCCGGACCCUAAUGCUCAAUUGCGAUGGGAGAGAAAGAUGGCCAUUCGUGAUAUCCGGAAACGAGGCCGUCUGCCGAUGAAGGUCCAGAUCAAGCGUUCCGAGCGCGAAUCCCUUUCCAAGUCCCAAUGGAUCAAGACUUCUUUGAAGAAGCUCGGUCCUUUGGCCCGUCAAAUCGCCGGCAAGAACAUCGACGAGGCCAUUCUCCAGAUGCGCUUCAGUAACAAGAAGGCUGCCAGGGACGUGUUGGAGCACCUGGAGCACGCAAAGAACGUCGCCGUUGUCCGUGCCGGUAUGGGCCUGAACGACCCCGCCGCCGAGACCCCCAAGCCUAUUACUGUUACACUCAAGACCGGCGAGCGCAAGAAGAUCAACGAUCCAUCCGCCAUCUACAUUCAGGAGGCCUGGGUCAACCGUGGUCCCUACGGAUACGAGAUGGAUCACCGUGCCCGUGGUCAGAUCAACCGCAUGCGCCCCCCUACCACCAGCUUGUCGGUUCUUUUGAAGGAAGAGAAGACCCGCAUCCGCGAGUGGGAGCAGCGUGAGGCCAAGGCCCAACGUGAGCGCAGAUCACAGCUUUGGACCCAACUUCCGGAUCGCAAGAUCCCCACGCAGAACCAGUAUUACAGCUGGUGA
This is a messenger RNA of Penicillium salamii, 1005 nucleotides long. The record is from the annotation of a GenBank genome assembly. Lineage: Eukaryota; Fungi; Ascomycota; Eurotiomycetes; Eurotiales; Aspergillaceae.